AUGCCGGUGGAUAGUUUGGAUUUGGAGACAUGCUCCUUCUCGGUGCAGGGCUCCACCUUCGAGGUGCCAAAGCGGUACCAGAUAGAUGAGCCCAUGAGUCACGGAGCCUACGGCAUAGUAGUCUCUGCCGAGGAUCAGGAGAUUGAGGAGAAAGUUGCGCUCAAGAAGAUCGAAGGUGUCUUCGAGCACAUUACGAUCGCAAAGCGCACCUUGCGGGAGCUCCGGAUCCUGCGGCAUCUCCAGCACGAGAAUCUCAUGCAGGUCAAGAACAUCUUCAUGGUGGGUUCCAGAUAUGCAUUCCAGGAGCUUUACGUCGUGUCGGAGCUAAUGGAGACAGACUUGGCAUCUACCCUGAGGUCUUCUCAGAUGCUGACAGAUGAUCACUGCCAGUUCUUUCUGUACCAAAUCCUUCGGGGAAUGAAGUAUGUGCACUCGGCUCAGGUCAUCCACCGAGACUUGAAGCCCAGGAAUCUUUUGGUGAACAGCAACUGCGACCUGAAGAUCUGCGACUUCGGCUUGGCCCGAGUGCGCUUCUCCGACAAGGAGUGGGUGUGCCCGAUGACCGAGUACGUGUGCACUCGGUGGUAUCGUGCUCCAGAGGUGCUGUGUUCUUGGACAGACUACUCAUGUGCCAUUGACAUCUGGUCCAUCGGCUGCAUCUUGGCCGAGAUGUCAACGCGCAGGCCGCUUUUUCCAGGGCAGAGCACGCAGAAUCAGCUGGACAUGAUCAUCGAUCUUCUCGGCUCUCCUGAUUCUCAGGAGCUCAUGAAGAUUCCGAAUGAGAAGUGUCGUAAGUUCAUUAAGUCGCUGCCAGUGCACGCGACCAAGAGCUUUCCAGAGGUCUUCAAAUCUAUGCCAGAACCUGCGGUAGACAUCCUCAGGAAGAUGCUGCGCUGGGACCCUUUGAGCAGACUCAGCGUUGAGGAGGCCAUCGCGCAUCCUUAUUUGGACAAGUUGCACUGCCCUGAGGAUGAACCCACAAGAGAGCCGCUAGACACGACAGACUUCGAGUUCGAGCGCAGGAAGAUCACGCUACCGGCGCUUCGCGAGGAAAUUUUCAGAGAAGCGCUGGAGCAUUUCCCCGAAGUCAAGGAGCGCUUCGAUCAGGCCCGGGCUCGCUGUCAAUGA
This is a messenger RNA of Symbiodinium natans, 1128 nucleotides long. Lineage: Eukaryota; Dinophyceae; Suessiales; Symbiodiniaceae. The record is from the annotation of a GenBank genome assembly.